This is a messenger RNA of Emys orbicularis (European pond turtle), 462 nucleotides long. It is a transcript of the gene CYYR1, whose product is annotated as cysteine and tyrosine rich 1. Lineage: Eukaryota; Metazoa; Chordata; Testudines; Emydidae. Bases 1 to 462 code for a protein of 153 amino acids. The transcript is spliced from 4 exons. The record is from RefSeq and is a predicted model, not a curated record.
AUGGACACACAGCGGCGCGGCCAAGGAGACUUGCUUCCCAAGCUGGUGCUGCUCUUUGUCUUCGCAGAAGAUUGUCUUGCACAGUGUGACAAUGACUGCAAAGCUUACUGCUGUGAUGGGUCUACCCCCUACUGCUGCUCGUAUUAUGCCUAUAUUGGGAAUGUCCUUUCAGGCACAGCAAUAGCAGGGAUUGUAUUUGGUAUCGUAUUUAUAAUGGGAGUGAUUGCCGGCAUCGCCAUCUGUAUCUGCAUGUGCAUGAAGAAUAACCGUGGGACUCGAGUAGGGGUCAUCAGAACUACGCACAUCAACACCAUCAGCACCUAUCCGGUGGCUCCUCCACCUUAUAGUUAUGAAUAUGAGAUGGAAUACGCAGCAGACCUACCUCCACCUUACACUCCAACUCCACAGACUUCAGUACAGUAUCCGCCACCUCCUCCUUACCCUGGAUAUUCAGGGAAAUAA